GGUCAAUGUUUGUGUACGGACCUUGAGUCAAUUUCCCUUUCAACUUGUCCACUGAUAAAUGCAAACAUGUUUGAUUUCAAUAUAAAGAGCCUUCAUUGAUCAUAUUCUGGGAACUAGUGGGAAGUGAAUAAACAUAAUGGAUGCAGUGACAGACACAGUGGCAAUCUCAUGUGCUAUCGCAGUUGUACUAUGCGCAUGGCAGUUGGUAAACAUUUUGUGGGUGAGACCAAAAAAGCUGGAAAAGCACCUGCGGAAUCAAGGUUUCAAUGGAAACAAAUACAGAUUUUUGUAUGGGGACAUGAAAGAGUUUUCUUUGAUGGUCAAAGAAUCCAAAUCUAAGCCUUUAAGUCUGGAUGACGAUGAUGGAGCUCUAUUACGCGUUGUGCCAUUCACCCAUCACUGUUUGCAAAAAUAUGGUAAAAAUUUCAUCACAUGGAUGGGCUGGAAACCAAGAGUGAUUAUUAUGGACCCUGAUCUCAUCAAAGAUGUAUUUGUAAAGUUAAAUGACUUUCAUAAGCUGGAACCUUCUCCAAUGACAAAGUUUAUAGCAACAGGAUUAGUGACAUACGAAGGGAACCAAUGGGCUAAACAUAGGAAAUUAAUCAACCCAGCCUUCCAUAUGGAGAAGCUAAAGAAUAUGGUACCAGCUUUCCAGUUAAGUGGUAGCCAAAUGCUUGGGAAGUGGGAGAAGUUGGUUUCAUCAAAGGGGUCAUGUGAGCUCGAUAUUUGGCCUGACCUUCAAGCUUUAACAAGUGAUGUGAUAUCAAGAACAGCAUUUGGAAGUAAUUAUGAAGAAGGUCUUCAGAUAUUUGAACUCAUAAGAGAACAAAGUGUACUUGUACAGGAGGCAGUGAUGUCAGUUUACAUUCCUGGAUCUAGGUUUUUUCCAACCAAGAGGAACAGAAGGAUGAAUUCUAUAGACAGAAAAGUAAAACAUUCUAUAAGAGGUAUCAUAAACAACAAGCUCAAGGCAAUGGAGGCUGGAGAAGGUAACAAUAGUGAUUUGUUGGGAAUAAUGCUUGAAUCUAAUAUCAGAGAGGUUAAUGAACACCAAAACAAGAAUCAUGGAAUGACUAUUGAUGAAGUUAUUGAAGAGUGUAAGCUUUUUUACUUUGCUGGACAAGAGACAACAUCGGGCUUGCUUGUAUGGACAAUGAUUUUAUUAAGUAAGCAUCAAGAAUGGCAGUCACGUGCGAGGGAAGAGGUUUUGAAUGUUCUUGGGGACAAAAAUGUGGAUUUAGAACGGCUAAAUCACCUAAAAGUUGUAAAUAUGAUUUUCCAUGAAGUAUUGAGGCUAUAUCCACCAAUCGUUGGGCUAUUUCGUAGAGUUGACAAAGACAUCACACUGGGAGGAUUUUCACUACCAUCUGGAACUCAUAUUGAAUUACCCAUCAUGAAUAUUCACUACGAUGAGAAAAUGUGGGGUGCUGAUGCCAAGAAAUUUAAUCCAGAUAGAUUUUCUGAAGGAAUCUCAAAGGCAACAAAAAACCAAGUCAUUUACCUUCCCUUUGGUUGGGGACCUCGAAUAUGUGUUGGACAAAACUUUGCUUUGAUUGAAGCUAAAAUUGCCCUCGCCAUGAUCUUACAGAGGUUCUCUUUCGAGCUUUCACCAUCAUAUAUCCAUGCUCCUCAUAAGCUUCUCACCCUUCAACCCCAGUAUGGUGCGCAUUUGAUUAUGCAUAAACUGUAGCAUUCUUUCCAUUAUUUUGGCUUGAAUAUUGUUAUUUUGUUUGCAUGCAUGCCUAUAUUGUAUUAUUCAAAUAAUUUUGUAUGGAGGGGCACGAUAUUUGCAAUAUAUAUUUUAUGUUAUAGCAAUUAUGGUUGC
Molecule: messenger RNA, 1825 nt
Organism: Lactuca virosa
Lineage: Eukaryota; Viridiplantae; Streptophyta; Magnoliopsida; Asterales; Asteraceae
Source: the annotation of a GenBank genome assembly